CUGAACAGUACCAAUUUCUAUCAUGGCUUCGUCGACUGAGACCCGAAAGCCUUUUCCCCAGCCAGCUGCGGGGUACACUCAAUCCUUCUGGCGAACUGAACUGGAUCCCCUAGAUAACCACCGGAGUACACCAGAUCUACCCACUGAAGCGGACAUCUUGAUUGUUGGCAGUGGUUAUGCAGGGGCCUCGGCAGCUUAUCAUCUUUUUCUUGAGGACCAACAAGGGACUCCCCCGAAGGUAGUUCUCCUCGAGGCCCGUGAACUAUGCUCCGGUGCUACGGGAAGAAACGGUGGCCAUCUCAGACCCGAUCUGUACUCGGCCACGGAGAGAUACACAAAGCGAUAUGGACUCGAAGCUGCUGUGGAAGUUGUUCGGUUUGAGAUCGCCCAUAUGAAAACGUUUCAAGAGCUCGUGCGAAAGGAGAAUAUAGACUGCGAUCUCACUUUCACUAGAUCUAUGGAUAUCUACCUUGAUGCAGACCAGCUUGCGGCCACGAAAACCUUUUAUGAUUAUCUGGUCGAUCAAGGUUUGGACUUCAUGGAUGAUGUCAAGUACCUUUCCCAAGAGGAUGCUGUAAGAGAAGCAAAGGUGCGAAAUGCCCAAGGAGGCUUCAGCUUUUCUGCGGGUCACCUGUGGCCUUACAAAUUGAUAUCUGGUCUCAUUCGCAUUGCUCUUUCUCGAGGACUUAAUCUUCAGACGAACACAAUGGUCACCGAGGUUGGCCAGGACCGCACCCCGGAGGGUCUUUGGCCCGUCAUGACUGAUCGUGGCGUUAUCUAUGCACGAAAGAUCAUUCUCGCCACAAACGCUUACACAAGUGCCCUUGCUCCGGAGUACUCCAAGGCCAUUGUACCCUGUAAAGGGCUCUGCACUCAUAUUGAACCAGCACCUGGCGCAUCCUACCAAGAACUACCGGAGACGUACGCCAUUCGACAUAGGCCUGGAGCAUUCAUUUACCAAAUUUCGCGCAAGGAUGGGUCAAUCAUCGUCGGUGGUGCGCAGUAUAAAUACAAAGAUAUACCCGAGCAGUGGCACAGUAACCCUGACGAUGGUGCCUUGAUUCAGGCCGUCGAGAAUUACUUUGAUGGGUACAUGCAGCGCACAUUUUAUGGUUGGGAAAACAGCAAGGCGACCGUGAAACAGAUUUGGACAGGUGCUCUCCAACCACAGUGAUGGGCUACAGUGCGGACUCGUUACCACAUAUCGGAGAUAUCCCGGGAAAGCCGGGGCAGUAUAUUGCCGCAGGAUUCAAUGGGCAUGGAAUGCCAGUAGUUUUCUUGUGUGGAAAAGCUAUCGCACAAAUGGUUCAGGAAUCGGUUUCUUUCCAGGAGACUAGUCUACCCAAACUCUUUGAGACAUCUGCCGCCCGGCUGGAUCCAGUCUACAAUGACACUAUAGGCUGAGCGCAAAUAAAACAGCGUGAAGGGUUGUCGGGGCUGGAAAUGAUCUCAAUACUUGUGUUUGAUUCAAUGGUCUACCCUAGCUAAGAAGUCAGUGCUGGUACUCCGGAUACGUAUUUUGCUUCCCGGAAGGCUUGGAGAACAGAG
Molecule: messenger RNA, 1548 nt
Organism: Penicillium brasilianum
Lineage: Eukaryota; Fungi; Ascomycota; Eurotiomycetes; Eurotiales; Aspergillaceae
Source: the annotation of a GenBank genome assembly